Messenger RNA from Callithrix jacchus (white-tufted-ear marmoset), 1141 nucleotides. RefSeq names its product Fc epsilon receptor Ig (gene FCER1G). Gene Ontology annotation, biological process: positive regulation of phagocytosis; immunoglobulin mediated immune response; neutrophil activation involved in immune response. Gene Ontology annotation, molecular function: IgE receptor activity; IgG binding. Gene Ontology annotation, cellular component: external side of plasma membrane; membrane; Fc-epsilon receptor I complex. NCBI's taxonomy places the organism in Eukaryota, Metazoa, Chordata, Mammalia, Primates, Cebidae. The record is from RefSeq and is a predicted model, not a curated record.
CCCGAGCGUGAGAGUCUCCUCGUUCUAUGGGUUAGGAGUUGGUCAUUAAAGGGCUGAGGCUUAAGAGCCCAGAUCUCCCAGCUCCCUUAGUUGGCCCUUCCGGGAGCCGCCCGGUCUCUUGUGCAGGAAGGGGAAGGGGCCGAAGUGUGGGGAAGGCGUGGCAGGAAGGAGGGUACUCUGUGGUCAGGGAACUGCUCACUGAGCACAGCUGCACAGUGCUGUCAGAGCGGCCGAUCCCCAGCCCAAGAUGAUUCCAGCAGUGGUCUUGCUCUUACUCCUUUUGGUUGAACAAGCAGCGGCCCUGGGAGAGCCUCAGCUCUGCUACAUCUUGGAUGCCAUCCUGUUUCUGUAUGGAAUUGUCCUCACCCUCCUCUACUGUCGACUGAAGAUCCAAGUGCGAAAGGCAGCUAUAGCCAGCUAUGAGAAAUCAGAUGGUGUUUACACGGGCCUGAGCACCAGAAACCAGGAGACUUAUGAGACUCUGAAGCAUGAGAAACCACCACAGUAGCUUUAGAACACAUGCGGUUGUAUUCUUCGGCUUCUUGUUCUUCCAGUCCUCAUGGUUGGCGUCACAUAUGCCCGCAUGCCAUUAACGCCAGCUGGCCCUACCCCUACCCCUAUUAUAAUCCUGUGCCCCCCAAAUUGAUAUACAACGGUGGUUCCUCCUCCCUGUUUUGUUUGUUUGUUUGUUUUGAGAUGGAGUUUCGCUCUUGUUGCCGGGGCUGGAGUGGAAUGGCUCCAUCUCGGCUCACCACAAACCUCUGCCUCCUGGGAUCGAGCCAUUCUCCUGCCUCGCCUCCCAAGUAGCUGGGAUUACAGGCAUGCGCCACCAUGCCCGGCUAAUUUGUGUGUGUGUGUAUUUAGUAGAGACAGGGUUUCUCCAUGUUGGUCAGGCUGGUCUUGAACUCCUGACCUCAAGUGAUCUGCCCGCCUCGGCCUCCCGAAGUGUUGGGAUUACAGGCACGAGCCACCACACCCAGCAAUCCCUCUCCCGGUUAAAGACAUGCUCAGAUGCUAUUCACAGAUGUUUAUAUUCUAGUCUCUCUCUCUUGUCCCACCCUUCUUCUCUUCCCCAUCCCCAACUCCAGCUAAAAUACAGGGAGGGAGACUCGCCAAUAAAGCUGCCACAGACUGGACUCCA